AAAUAAGCAGCCCCGCCGCAGCCACGGGAUCCCCUUACUCGCAGAAACCCUAGCAGAUCGCCCGAGCCCUCCGCCGCCGCUGCGCCUUCAGCCUUCUCGAUCCAAGAUGAAGUUCAUUGCUGCCUAUCUGCUUGCUUACCUCUCUGGCAACGCCAGCCCCUCUGCAGAGGACCUGACAUCCAUUCUUGAGUCUGUUGGUUGUGAAAUUGACAAUGAGAAGAUGGAACUCAUGCUGUGCCAAGUGAAGGGCAAGGACAUCACCGAGCUCUUGGCUGCUGGCAGGGAGAAGUUUGCUGCGGUUCCAUCUGGUGGUGGUGGCGUGGCUGUUUCAGCUGCUGCUCCCUCUGCUGGAGGUGCUGCUGCCCCUGCAGCUGAGUCAAAGAAAGAAGAGAAGGUCGUGGAGAAGGAAGAGAGCGACGAUGACAUGGGCUUCAGUCUGUUCGACUAGAUGCUUGGGUAUCUUGUGUCUGCAGUAUCUAUCUUUGGCCAGGAACUAGAGUCAAUGAUGUUUUAGCCUUUAUUUAGCUGAGUUGUGAAACGCUGGCAAGACAAUGUUUUGAUAUGUAAUUCAGCCUCUGGUUGCUGGUUGAUUUACUGGUGAACCAUACCUUUGUUAUCCAAUUUUGGUGCUUUAACAAUGCAUUGUUAUGAUA
Hordeum vulgare subsp. vulgare (domesticated barley) is the source of this 653-nucleotide messenger RNA. Its product is annotated as 60S acidic ribosomal protein P2A. The record is from RefSeq and is a predicted model, not a curated record. Lineage: Eukaryota; Viridiplantae; Streptophyta; Magnoliopsida; Poales; Poaceae. Gene Ontology annotation, molecular function: structural constituent of ribosome. Gene Ontology annotation, cellular component: ribosome; cytosolic large ribosomal subunit. The coding region runs from base 107 to 448 and encodes 113 amino acids. Gene Ontology annotation, biological process: cytoplasmic translational elongation. The transcript is spliced from 4 exons.